Molecule: messenger RNA, 1831 nt
Organism: Seriola dumerili (greater amberjack)
Lineage: Eukaryota; Metazoa; Chordata; Actinopteri; Carangiformes; Carangidae
Gene: pdgfab
Product: platelet derived growth factor subunit A
Exons: 6
Coding region: 593-1219 (208 amino acids)
Biological process (GO): positive regulation of protein autophosphorylation; positive regulation of phosphatidylinositol 3-kinase/protein kinase B signal transduction; platelet-derived growth factor receptor signaling pathway
Cellular component (GO): membrane
Molecular function (GO): platelet-derived growth factor receptor binding; growth factor activity
Source: RefSeq, a predicted model, not a curated record
CAAGGAGCUGUGCAGACUGCUGCAAGACAGGCUCUGGAUAGCACAACACGGACAACUUUCUCCCUUGUGAUUUUCUGAGAGGAUCUGUUCGUUUGGAUUAUAUUCUUUUAGGACUAUUAAAUACAAUCAAAGAAAAAUAGUCGUGCGUCUUAAGUACUGUCUAAUUCUAACAUUGUCCAAAAGAAGGGGAGCUGCUUUUUUUGUUUUUAUUUUUUGAUAUCAAAGUGAACUGGGCUGAAGUUUGAAGCCUAUUUGUUAAAGGGUGAAGGACAAGUGCAAUGCGUGUCAGACUUGUCUCUUGGGAUUGUCACACUUGCGCCUGAGGAGCUAUGUCGAGCUGCCGCGCAGAGCUUGUUCAAGAGGACGCAGUCCAAUGUGAAUAACAAGAGUCAACUUCAAGCCUCUUCAGCUUUUCACACUUCCAAGCAAGUGCAGCACGGAGUUUCACCGAGCCCGCUGAGCAGCUCUGACACCCCGGUUUCUCUCCCCCCGGAGGGGAUGGUUGUGGAUCCUCUGGGGCCAGGAGCGACUCUGGGGCUCCUACAGAAGAGCACAUUUUUCUUGUUUGGGGUUCAUUCUAAAUUAAAGGGAGAUGAGAGCCGCUCUUUGUUACUUCCUGCUGUGGACGGCGUACCUGCUGCUGGCCACUGCUGAGGAAGUGGAGUUUCCCCAGGAGCUGAUAGACAGACUGUCCCACAGUGAAAUCCACAGCAUCAGCGACCUCCAGCGGCUACUGGAGAUUGACUCCGUAGGUACGGGAAACGAUGUUAUCGAGGAGCCCAAGCACCACAAACACCACAACCACCAUAAGAACUACUCCCGUCAUCACGGUCACUACAAUGACCUGAAGAGCUCGCAGCUCCACAGCCGACGCAAGAGAAGUAUCGUCGAGGAGGCGGUCCCGGCGGUGUGCAAGACGCGGACGGUGAUCUACGAGAUCCCCAGGAGCCAGGUGGAUCCCACGUCUGCUAACUUCCUGAUAUGGCCGCCCUGUGUGGAGGUGAAGCGCUGCACGGGCUGCUGCAACACCAGCAACAUGCGCUGUCACCCUUCCCGCAAGCACCACCGCACCGUUAAGGUGGCCAAGGUGGAGUAUGUGAGGAGGAGACCCAAGCUGAAAGAGGUCUUUGUGCGGUUAGAAGACCACCUGGAGUGUGUGUGCACGUCACAACAUCAUGUGGUGGAGCACUCAGACGCAGAAACAGUGGACGUGAGGUGAGACCAAUCAGAACAAGGGACUCCAGCAUGGGAGGGACCUAAGUAGAGGAUGUUACCAACAGGAGACCUGCUCUGUCCUCUUCCCCACUGCCAUGCAACCUUCGUUUGGAAAAAAACAAAACAAUUCUGUACAGACAAGAGACUGAAAAAUAGGCAACAGACAAAAAUGAAUAAGAUGCCAAAGGUGCUUUUUUUUCCUAAAAAAAAUCCUAAAACAAAACAAAACAAAACAAAAACCAGUGAUGUUGACUUCCUCUGUGGUACGCCACCUACCCAGACAACUGAACCCUGUCGCUGAUUAAGAAGUGAAGAGAAAUAUGCUGUGGAGCUUGAGCAGGGCAGAAAGAGGCCGAAGGGGAGAUGAUGAAAGGGAUUUGUGUUGAACAUUUUGACAGACUUUGUUUGAACGUGACGCACUACAGAAACGGCUAUGAAACGGUUGGAUCAAGCUUUCGUGGGAAUCUGGUGCUCAGACUCAAAAAGCAGCGGUGGAUGACCUCCUGCUGGGCAACAUAAAAGUGCCCUGCCCUGUUUAAAUGACUCUUGCAUACACAGGAAGAAAGAAAGAGAGAUAUAGGAAAACAAUGGAAAGCGCUGGAGUUGUGGAGGUGUU